AUGAGCAUGGAAAAUUUGGAUGUUAUAACUGGUGGUGAAGUACUAACGAAUCAGUUGUCGAACAGAGGUGAUGGCAAAGGUGAUGCUACAGCUUCAUCUAUUCUAGAAUCUGCUAUCGAAAACCCCAGAAAAUGGGUUAAUAUUAUGAAUGAGGAUUUGGUAUCAAAAGUGAAUACGAAUGAUUCUUCUGUUUUUAUUCAAAACCAAACAAACGAUCCAAUAAAUACUGCAAUUCAACAACAAAAUUCGCUGGAACAUGAAAUUAUCCAAAAAGAAAGUAAUUUUUCUGGGACAGUGAAUGAAGAAAAUAAAAUACCAGACACAAUUUGUGAGGAAGACGUCACGGCGAUAUCAUGUGAAAUGUGCCAGAAUUAUGAAUUAAAUUUGACGAAAAUGCAGGACGUUGAACGAAACUUGAAGGAACAGUUGUCCGCUGCGCAACAUCUGGUUAAUCGUUACCAGAAUGAACUGUCUGGAGAGCGCUUAUACAGGAGAGAAAUGGAAGCGAAAACAACCACAUUAUGUGCAGACAAUGAAAAAGAAGUGAAUAUCGCGAAAAGUGAAAACGAAGAGUGUGCUAAACAGUUGCUUGCUGUUGAUGAAAGGUGUAUAAAGUUGAUACAAGAACAGCGAAACAAUAUUGGUCGCUUGAAGGAACUUUUAAACAUGAUGAAUAAAGAUAUGCAUAAUUUGAGCAAUCGAUAUUUGAAAUUGCUUGGCGCCAAUCGUAAAUGCUCCACAGAAAUGCGAGAUCAAACGAUUGAACUGCCUCAGGAUGUUGAUCAGUUACAAUUUUUGUGCCUCCAACUAAGAGAAGAACUAAUUGAGACCCGUGCAGCCAAAGAACAUGCUGAAGUGGUGCUAAGAGAUGAGAUAGCGACACUAGAAGCGCAAAGGAAAGAAGAUGAAAUGGAAAAGAGAAGGAUUGAAGAUGCUUAUACUGAACGAGUAAAUGGAGUUAGUCAAGAACUUGGCUUUGCGCGGAGUCAGUUAGAUUCGAUGAAAGAUGCAUCUUCAAAGGUAGAAGAAAUGAACAAAAGGAUGGCUGAAUACAGGAAAGCAAUCGAAGAUUUAGAAAAGCAGCUGCAAUCAGUGCAGAAGGAACGUGCCGACCUAGAAAUGACUGUCGCUUUAUAUAAGCAAAAAUGCGCUGCUUUGCAACAAGAAUUGGAUACAUCGGAAACCGUGCAAAAGGAUUUUGUCAAACUUUCACAAAAUUUGCAAAUUGAACUUGAAAAAAUUCGGCAAGCUGAGCAGGAAGUACGGUGGCAGUUCGAUGAAGAUGUGCAUGCAUGCAAUCAGUGUCAUUCAAAUUUUUCUAAAAGCCGUAGUAAGCUCCACUGCCAUCAUUGUGGCAAGAUUUUCUGUUCAGUCUGCUUAUCAGCAACAAUACCUAGUGGGCCACAUCGAAGGCCAGCAAAAGUUUGUCAAGUGUGUCAUACCCUUCUAAGCAGGGAUUCCGCACCAUUUUUUUCGCAGAAUUUGGCACCUACCUAA
Molecule: messenger RNA, 1497 nt
Organism: Cercopithifilaria johnstoni
Lineage: Eukaryota; Metazoa; Nematoda; Chromadorea; Rhabditida; Onchocercidae
Source: the annotation of a GenBank genome assembly